AUUUAGUUAGGUUUGGCGUCGUUCUCAAACUCUGCCUCUGCCACUUGAUGUUUCUGAGUGACAUUACUUCGUGUAGGCAGAAGCUCGUAUCAGAUAAGAUAAAUAGGAGUGAAGCUGUAGAAAUAUCUGGCUGUUUUGGUUGCUUUGACAGCGAGCCAAAAUGGCCGUAAUGAAUGUGGGGGUGAAGGCGCUGUUAAAAUGGCUAAACAGCAUGGAUUUGGGCGAGGAAGGAGAAAAAAACAUCGAGGAUUUACAAGACGGAUUAAUCCUCUACAAAGUGGUUCAUGUCCUGAGAAAAGAAUCCAGUCCCUGUCUCACACAGUCCACUGAUGAUCGGUUAAGACUCAUCACUGACUUUUUGGAAAGGGACUGCAGAUUCAGUCCAGGUAAAGGGGCGUCAAUAUCGUGGGAAAGCAUAAGAGAUGGUGUCAACCUAACACUAGAAAUAUCAAAGGUGCUGUUGUUGCUCGUUUACAAUGACAUGAUGAAUGACCGCUGCACAUUAAACCUUCUGGAAUAUGAAGUAGAGAGGGAGAUUGCAACCCUGACUGACCGCUUUGUGAUGGAAAGUGAGGGCUGUGUGUAUCUCAGCAACGAACUGGAGGCGUAUUUGCAGAGGAAAUAUUUACCUGUUGCAUCCACCAAAAGAGAGGGGUCAUUGGGGUCAUCAAGUUUGUCAAGUGUCUCCUCUCUGUCAGAUGACUCUCCUGUCUUCCACCGCUCGCAGAAAGUAAAGUUUGUGGACCUGCAGACUGUGGCAUCUUCCUCAGUCAGCCGGUCUCCGCUGCAAGACGUCAUGAACACACCUCAGUUUCAGCUGAGGAAGAUGAAACGCGAGAUGAUGAAGGAGAGAGAGUACAGGGAUGGCCUGGAGAGAGAGCUGGCUACCAAGAUGACCUGCAUUGCACAGAGAGAAUCCCAGAUCAACCAGUUACAGUACCGCCUAGAUAAGCUGAAGCAAGAGACGGGUGAGCAGGAGCAGGUUGCCAGAGACCAUAUGCAUGAGCUAGAGGCCAAGAACAACACGUUACAAAUGCGGAUUCAUGAGUUGGUUAAAGAUAAUCAAGAACUCAAGAAUACCUCCUCUCUAAUGGAGCAUAAAGUGGACCAGGUCACAGAGGAGAACGGUGUGCUCUCUGUUCAGAUAAGAGAAGUAUGUUCACAGCUGGUGAUCUCUGAGGCUGAGGUUGGAAGGCUCACAGAGUCACAAACAUCUGCUCAAGAGGAAUUGAAGAGAAAAACCACCCACCUACAGGCAGAACUUAACCAAGCUACAGCCCAGAAGGAGUUCCUGAAUGAACAAAUUCAGAUCCUCCAUGGCAAGAUUGCAUGUUUGGAAGAUGAACUUAACAAAGUCAUCAAGGAAGAGAAAGGAGAAAACAUGGGGCCAAUAAUGGAGCGAGAAACACUGGAAAAUGAAAUCAGAGGUUUGAAGGACAAGCUGGAGAGUGCCCUCAGCUCCCUGAAGAUGGCUGAGCAGGAGGUGCAGACUAAGGAAGAUCUUUUAGCUAAACAGCACCAAGAGAGCUCCAAAAUCCAAGAAGCUCUGCAGCAGAAUUUAAACAUGUUGCAGGAAGAAGUGCAUGACCUGCAGGGUGAAGUUAAGGGCCUACAGCAACAGCUGCAGAGCAUGAGUGCCUCGAUCAAGUUUGCAGAGGAGGAGAUUAAAGCCAAGGAGCUACAGUUGGCCAAGAUUGAGCAGGAGAAAAAUGAACAACAGAGCAUGCUGCAGCAGUGUAUUGCUGCUUCUGAGGAAGAAAUUUCAAAGCUGAAAGAAAUUCAAAGAGAAAAGGAAAACCUCCUCCACCUGGCUGAAGUAAAGAUGGAGAACCUUCAGACAGAGGUCACUAGUGUGAAUUCUAUUUCAGCUGAAAAAGACCAACAACUUGUCAGCCUCAGAGAAGAAGUUGUUGUGCUAACAGACACAGCCAGAAAAACCCAAGAGGAGUUUGAAGCCAAAGAAGACCAGCUGGCUAAGCUAUUGGAGGAGCAAUCUCAUCAGGAAGAGAUUCUUCAGAAUGAAAUCCAGGCCUUAAAAGUCCAAGUUGAAAGCCUAAAUUGCUCUCUUAAUAAGGCUGAACAGGAAAUUAAAGAUCAACAAGACCUACUAACUAAGACCCAAGUAGAACAUAAUCAAGAAAGGGAGGCACUACAAGAACAGAAGGCAAACUUUCAAGAGGAGGUGAAAAGACUAAAUAAGGAUAUCCAGGCUAAAGAGGAACAGCUGGUGACACUGAAACAUGAGAGCACUGCACAUUCUGAAUUACUAUCUCAAGAAAUCAAUGAUCUGAAAAGCCAAGUAGAAAGUAUGAGUGGCUCUCUCAGAAAGGCUGAGAAAGAGGUUGAGGCUCAAGUGGCUUCCCUCACCAGACAGGAGCAGGAGAGCGCUUAUCAGAAAGAGCUUCUACAACAACAGGUGUCUGCUUCUCAGGAGGAGAUGAGGAACAUGAAGGAGACAAUCCAAGCCAAAGAGGAACAAAUGCAGCUCUUGAAGACUAACAGUGCUGAGCAAUCAGAAAUGCUACAGCAGGAGAUCCAAGGAUUAAAGAACCAGGUGGAGAAUCUUACCUCCUCAAUGAGGAAAGCUGAGGAGGACAAGCAGUCCAAGGAAGAUCUACUGGCCAAACAACAACAUGAGAGCACCCAACAGAGGGAGGCACUCCAGGAGCAGCUGGUUGCAUCUCAAAAGGAGGUGAAGGGUCUAAAGGAGGAAAUUCAGGCCAAAGCAGAACAGCUGACCCUGUUAAAAAAUGAGAGCACGGCACAUUCUGAAAAGCUCCAGCAAGAGAUCCAAUGUUUGAAAACAGAAAUGCAAAGCAUUGGUGACUGUCUGAAAAAGGCUGAAGAUCAGGUUCAAGCCAAGGAACAGCUGCUGGCCGAGCAACAUCAAGAGAGCAACAGGCAGAUAGAGGCACUUCAAGAGAGCAGUGCAGUCUUGGAGGACACAGUCAGCCAGCUGAAGGAGGAGAUCCAAACUAAAGAGGGACAGCUUGUCUUGUUGAGGACUGAGAGCUGUGAGCAGUCAGAAUUGUUGCAAAAUGAGAUCCAAAGUCUAAAGCUGCAAGUAGAAACCCUGAGCCAGUCUCUGGAAACUGCAAAAGAGCAGAUUCAAACCAAGGAAGCUUUGCUAUCUAAACAAGAACUGGAGAGGUCUGAGGAGAAAGAUAAACUUCAGAAUUCACUAUCAGCAUCUGAGGAGGAGAUGAGGAGUCUGAGGGAGCACAUCCAGGCUAAAGAGGAACAGCUGGUGACACUGAAACAUGAGAGCUCUGCACAGUCUGAAUUACUAUCUCAAGAAAUCAAUGAUCUGAAAAGCCGAGUAGAAAGUAUGAGUGGCUCUCUCAGAAAGGCUGAGGAAGAGGUUGAGGCUCAAGUGGCUUCCCUCACCAGACAGGAGCAGGAGAGCGCUCAUCAGAAAGAGCUUCUACAACAACAGGUGUCUGCUUCUCAGGAGGAGAUGAGGAACAUGAAGGAGACAAUCCAAGCCAAAGAGGAACAAAUGCAGCUCUUGAAGACUAACAGUGCUGAGCAAUCAGAAAUGCUACAGCAGGAGAUCCAAGGAUUAAAGAACCAAGUGGACAGUCUUACCUCCUCACUGAGGAAAGCUGAGGGGGACAUGCAGUCCAAGGAAGAUCUACUGGCCAAACAGCAACACGAGAGCGCCCAACAGAGGGAGGCACUCCAGGAGCAGGUGAAGGGUCUAGAGGAGGAGAUUCAGGCCAAAGCAGAAGAGCUGACCCUGUUAAAAAAUGAGAGCAUAGCACAUUCUGAAAAGCUCCAGCAAGAGAUCCAAUGUUUGAAAACAGAAAUACAAAGCAUUGGUGACUGUCUGAAAAAGGCUGAAGAUCAGGUUCAAUCCAAGGAACAGCUGCUGGCCGAGCAACAUCAAGAGAGCAACAGGCAGAUAGAGGCACUUCAAGAGAGCAGUGCAGUCUUGGAGGACACAGUCAGCCAGCUGAAGGAGGAGAUCCAAACUAAAGAGGGACAGCUUGUCUUGUUGAAGACUGAGAGCUGUGAGCAGUCAGAAUUGUUGCAAAAUGAGAUCCAAAGUCUAAAGGUACAAGUAGAAACCCUGAGCCAGUCUCUGGAAACUGCAAAAGAGCAGGUUCAAACCAAGGAAGCUUUGCUAGCUAAGCAAGAACUGGAGAGGUCUGAGGAGAAAGAUAAACUUCAGAAUUCACUAUCAGCAUCUGAGGAGGAGAUGAGGAGUCUGAGGGAGCACAUCCAGGCUAAAGAGGAACAGCUUGUCACACUGAAAAAUGAGAACACUGCACAGUCUGAAUUACUGUCUCAAGAAAUCAAACAUCUGAAAGGCCAAGUAGAAAGUAUGGGUGAGGUUGAGGCUCAAGUGGCUUCGCUCACCAGACAGGAGCAGGAGAGCACACAUCAGAAAGAGCUUCUACAACAACAGGUGUCUGCUUCUCAGGAGGAGAUGAGGAACAUGAAGGAGACAAUCCAAGCCAAAGAGGAACAAAUGCAGCUCUUGAAGGCUAACAGUGCUGAGCAAUCAGAAAUGCUACAGCAGGAGAUCCAAGGAUUAAAGAACCAGGUGGAGAGUCUUACCUCCUCACUGAAGAAAACUGAGGAGGACAUGCAGUCCAAGGAAGAUCUACUGGCCAAACAACAACACGAGAGUACCCAACAGAGGGAGGCGCUGCAGGAGCAGGUGAAGGGUCUAAAGGAGGAGGUUCAGGCCAAAGCAGAACAACUGACCCUGCUAAAAAAUGAAAGCUCUGCACAUUCUGAAAAGCUCAAUCAAAAAAUCCAAUGUCUAAAAACAGAGGUAGAAAAUAUUGGUGACUCUCUGACUAAAGCUAAGGGGCAAGUUCAGGCUCAAACAGCUCUGCUUACCAGACAGGAGCAGGAGAGCGCUCAUCAGAAGGAACUUCUACAGCGACAGGUGUCUGCUUAUCAGGAGAAGGUGAAGACGAUGAAGGAAGAGGUUGAAGAUAAAAAGAUGAACCUGUUGAAUAAUGAAGAAAGGGAGAAGCUGAUCAGAGACCUACAAGAGCAGCUUAAAGCUAAAUCAGAGGCUGUGGAUCACUAUAAAGCACAGAUGGAGAAAGCUGUGAGCCAUUAUCAUGGAAAGAAGCAGCUUCUUCAGGAGAACCAGGAGCUAUUGACUGAACUGCAACGCUCUUUAGAAGUCAAGGAUCACAAAGUAAAGGCUGUCACUACUGAGAUCACACUUCUGCAGCUAGAUUUGGAGAAGGCCCAAAGCAAUGAGAAAAUGCUUUUGAGCAAGGUGGCCAGUUUGGAAGCACAGCUGGCCUUUGCUGACUGUAACCUACGGGAAAAGAACAAGAUCCAUGGUAAUGAAAGACGAGGGACAGAGUCGUGUUACUUUGAGGUUCCCAACACUCGAACAAGAAGUCAGACUCGAGCACAGAUGGAGAAACAUAGCAUCAGCUCUGACAGCUUAGACCAGAGCUCUCUGGACGACUCGCUCAACUCUACAAGGAAACCAUCAGCACCUGAGGAGUCCACUCCCUUGGUUCGUAGCUCAGAGCGCUUGGCUGCCAAACGUCGGGCUCUACACACAGAAUCACUGGAGACCCUCUACUUCACACCCAUGAACAGCAGACAGAUAAACAGGACCAGUACAGAGCGCAAACUGGAAGACAGCUUGACCUCUCUGGCUGACCUGGGGCUGGAUUCAGCCAGGAAAAAUCCCACUUCAUCUGUCAAAAGACGCAGGACCACACAGGUCAUCAACAUCACUAUGACCAAGAAGUCCUUGGGCCAUGGUGAGGCUGAGAGUGAUGAGUCUUUCUACAGUCUGGCCUCAGCCCGCUCCCAGCCAAACCUCUCCAGCACUCUUACUUCACGGCCUGUCUCCAUGCAACACGACACACCCAGCAAAAUGGCCGGUGCUGCCAGCGAUCAGCUGCUUAGCCUUCCAGGGUACAGACGUGGGAGCACCGCCCACACUGCAGUCCAUCCACGGACCACCAGUACAUUCUGUGUGGGUGCAGAAAAUGAGCCAGACAAUGCAAGUGAUGACUGGAUGAGGAUCGCUGAACUCCAGGCCAGGAACAAAGCCUGCCUUCCCCAUCUGAAGAGCAGCUACCCUCUGGAGUCAAGGCCUGGCUUUGGAACGACCCUCAUUUUCACAGAUGAAGAUCUCCGUACAGGUGACCCGUCUGAGACAAUCCGCCGGGCAUCCAUGAUGCCUGGCCAGCUGCAAGACUCUCUGGCCUCCCACCGCCUCUCCUUCAUGGUGGGACAGACGGGCGUCAGUGGCACAGGCGGUACACUUCCCCACCGUCACUCCCUGAUGCCCGGCCAGCUUCCAUCAAAGACAGGAAGCUCCUCUCACCUGCAAAGUCCCAAAGGCUCAAAGCGCAAAUCAUCCACUCUUCCCAUCCCUCAAACAUCUCCUGAGAAAAAGGUAAAGGCCAGCUGCUUCCCCCGUCCCCUCACCCCCAAAAAUAAGAACAUCAGCAGUGCAGCAUCCGUCCCUCAGCUUCGUUCUGCCCUCAGUCCUGCUGAGCGGAGGCAGUCUACAGUGUUCACUAUUGAAAACACACCACGGAAAAACAGCUACCUCAAGAAAGGUCUCAACAAAUUGCGCAGCUCCACUAGAAAAUCCCCAGGCAAAAACACAAGAAAAUCACCAGGCCAGGUGACUUCCCACAAGUCCCCGGGACACAUGACUUCCCGUGCCGGAGUGGCACGAGCCACCAGGACUGGGAGCAUCAAAUCUCCCCAGGUGACAGCCAAAGGACAGAGGACAGGAUCCAGCAGCACGGCCAAGUCACCAGGCCUGACGGCAAGCGCUCGCAAGAGGCCUGCUGUGUCUGCUGUGAGGAGCAAGUCUUCAUCAAAGACUUAAUUCUGUAUUGGUCAGUUUAGUGAUGAUGAGCUUCCGGAUGAAGGUCUGAGGCCUGCUCGCCAAAUUUGAGUCUGGAUCGUCUUCUAUCAAGACUGUUUUUCUUCUUUCUUCAUCAGGUUUCAAAUGUAAUUUUGUUAAGUAAUUAUGUAUUUUUACACUACAGGGUUUUUUUUUUUCAUGAUUUUAUUAUUAUUUUUUUAAUCAGGAAAAAUUCUCUUCUACCUUUCUCUCCUGUGUAUUAUAUUUACAUGUUUUGCUUUGAAAUAAAAGCCUUAAAUGUCA
Messenger RNA from Myripristis murdjan (pinecone soldierfish), 7117 nucleotides. RefSeq names its product nuclear mitotic apparatus protein 1 (gene numa1). Gene Ontology annotation, molecular function: microtubule binding. NCBI's taxonomy places the organism in Eukaryota, Metazoa, Chordata, Actinopteri, Holocentriformes, Holocentridae. Gene Ontology annotation, biological process: establishment of mitotic spindle orientation. The coding region runs from base 161 to 6835 and encodes 2224 amino acids. The record is from RefSeq and is a predicted model, not a curated record. Gene Ontology annotation, cellular component: centrosome; spindle microtubule; spindle pole. The transcript is spliced from 25 exons.